This is a messenger RNA of Pieris macdunnoughi, 888 nucleotides long. NCBI's taxonomy places the organism in Eukaryota, Metazoa, Arthropoda, Insecta, Lepidoptera, Pieridae. The record is from the annotation of a GenBank genome assembly.
AUGAAGUUCUUAACGACUGUAAAUGACAUACCUGAGCUAACCCAGCCAAAUGUUCAUAUCAAGGAUAAGGAUGGUCUUUUGGAGAAAAUCAACAGCAUCCUGAAAGAUGGACACAGCAAGCUGCAAAUUGUAACCGAUUUUGACCACACUUUAACUAGACACCAGAUGGAUAGUGGAAAAAUUGUUCUUACUAGUUUUGGUAUGUUUAAAGAUUGUCCUUCAGUGCCUCAAAUAUAUAAGGAUGAAGAUAAUAGGCUCUCUGACAUAUAUAAGCCAAUUGAAGUGGACCAUAUAAUGACUGUAGAGGAGAAAACAAAACAUAUGAUUGACUGGUACAUCGCAGCACAUAAAUUGUUAUUAGGAAUGAAGUUUCCGAAGCAAGAACUGAAUGAAAUCAGCAGGAAUAUGGUGCAAUGUUUUCGGACUGGUGUUAAAGAUCUGAUAUCGUAUACUGAAGCCCACUUCAUCCCGGUCUUGGUAUUCUCAGCUGGACUCGGAGAAUGUGUGGUCGCUGCGAUGGAGGCUGCUAACUUUCUGCUACCUCACGUUAAGGUAAUAUCAAACUUCUUGGAUAUAGACGAAAAUGACACAAUAUUGGGAAUAAAAGGUGAAGUAAUUCACACUUACAACAAAAACGAGGCCGCUAUCAAGAACACUGAGUAUUACGAGAUGGUUAAGGAGAGAAACAACGUCAUUCUAAUGGGAGACAACAUCGGGGAUGCUGGGAUGGCGGAGGGGAUGGACCACUGCGACGUCAUAAUUAAAGUGGGAUUCCUCGGGAGGAAUGUGGAGGGAAAUCUCCAGAACUAUUUAAAUAAGUUUGAUAUUGUUCUCGUUAAUGACCACACUGUUAAUGUGGUUAACGCCAUAUUGAAACUCAUGCUGUGA